Molecule: messenger RNA, 1482 nt
Organism: Trichomonas vaginalis G3
Lineage: Eukaryota; Parabasalia; Trichomonadida; Trichomonadidae
Product: armadillo (ARM) repeat-containing protein family
Exons: 1
Coding region: 1-1482 (493 amino acids)
Source: RefSeq, a predicted model, not a curated record
AUGAAUGAAUAUAAAAUCGAAGAUCCAAAAAAUACAAAAAAGUUGGAAGAAGAGGAAGACAUUAGUGACCAAGAUUUGAUGUCUGGUGAUGUCAAUGAAUUCUAUGAAUCACUUGAUUCUGCACUAAAUGAUGAAUCAACUCCAUUAGAAAUAAUUAGAGAUUAUUUUGAGAAGAUAUCUCUAUUUCAAAAACAAAAUAUCGAUAUACCAGUAGAAAUAAUAUACCUCAUCGUUGAAUUUCAUUUCAAAAGUAACAAAUUAGACUUCAAUAUCUCAAAUAUACUGAAAAUGUUUCUCUCAGAUCCUCAAAACUUAUCGUUUUUUAUAAACAAUCAAAAAUUUGAGGAAUUCAUGCAUAUAUUUAGUACUAUUUCCAAUUGGUUUACGAGUUUAAUUGAUGAUUUUCCUUCAUUACGCGACGCCAUGAUUGAACAUGAUUUUAUUUCAUAUCUCGUUUCCGUAACAUUUAGCUUGGAAACCUAUUCUCAACAAGUUUUCAUUCAAAAUAUUCAAAUUAUUAUAAAAUUAUUACUAUUAUUAGAUAAAAUUCCGGGAGAACUUGUAUCCGAUAUAUUCCAGAAGGUAUGCCAAUUCCUUCCUAUUCUUAUUUCUGCAAUUAUUGAUUUUAUGCCAAAAGAAAAGGAAAUUAAUGAUAAAUUUAACGAACUUAUCAAUAAUACAUCAGAUGCAGAUCAAAGAAAUGAGUGUUUCAGACAAAAAGAAUCAUUUAUCGAUCAAUUUCCAAAAAUCACGGCUCUGGCCAAACUCCUUUCUCUUUUGAAUACAAUUAGCCUCCAAUAUCAAAAAUCAGUUGAAAUUUUCCCACAAAUUUUCGAAGAAUUGAAAAGAAUUUUGAUUUUAAAUCCUGGUGAUUUUCCUAUUAAAGAUGAGUUUAAUUUUGAUACAUCUCUCUGUAACUUUGCCUACACCGUUGUUAUGUACUUAAAUAUCUUACCUCCUCCUGAAAUAAUCAAACAUUUGACUGACCAUUUAAAAACAACCAAUUUAGAGACGCAUGCGAAUAGUUAUCCACAGAUGUAUGCGAAAUUCUUCUAUGAAUCAUUUAAUAGAAACCCUGAUGAAAUGAAAAAUUAUUUGAAAGAAGAAAUACUUGAUUUAAUGUUUAAAUUGACAGAAGAAGGAACAACAUCGCAAAGAGUUGAUUGUUUCUUAUUCUUUGUUGCUUUAAUUAAUGAAAAAUCAAUAGAUUUAAUUGUUCAGCCGUUGGAAAAUAGAUUAAUGCAUGAUCUAUGUGAUAUAGCAAUUUCUGCAUCAGAGUUGAAUAGAAAGGAGUUUAUGAAACACCUCUUAAUAUUGUCUGAAAUGUUAAUUAACAAAGGCUUGUUCACAAUUGACAAUCCGAUUGUGGACCAAGUAAUAAAUAGCGAUUUGUUGGAUUUCCUUGAUGGUUUGGAAGAAAUGACUGAAGAAGAAAUAGAAGUUUUCCAAAAAUUUACAGAAAUAUCUGAUAUUAAAGAAUAA